Molecule: messenger RNA, 1198 nt
Organism: Oryza sativa Japonica Group (Japanese rice)
Lineage: Eukaryota; Viridiplantae; Streptophyta; Magnoliopsida; Poales; Poaceae
Cellular component (GO): endomembrane system
Source: RefSeq, a predicted model, not a curated record
UGUCAAAUAGUAAAAAAAAAAAAAUCCCCAAUCCCCCUGCCUAUCGCGUUUCCCCACCCCCGAUCCGCCGCUCCCCUCGCCCUCCUCCGCGCCGCGACCGAUCUCCACCUCGACGGCCGCCUGCGCGCCGCCACCGAGUCCUCCGCGGCUGCCACCACCUCCUGAAUCCGGCCUCCCACCACCCCAUCGCACGGUGGCCUCCGUCGUCGACAGUUUGUCUCCUUUCUCCCCUUCAUCACCGAGGGACAUCUCCAUCUAGGAAAAAAAGAUCUGGUUCAGAGCUAGGAGACAUAUAAAGGCUCAGAUUGGUGAUUCUUACUAACAGUAGGCUGCUGACACUGCACUAUGGCGUCUAGACGCAAUGUUCGGGGGUAUGCUCCCCUUCCUACAGAGGACAGGGAUGACAGCAAUCUUACUGAUGAUGUUGACCUUCGGUUCACUUACACCCCAAAAUCCCUCAGGAAAAUCCCGUGGAAGUCAAUUGCCCUGGCACUAUUCCUCCUCCUCCUAGGAUGUUCGCUUCUCUUCCUGUCAUAUUUUAUAUUCACAGGUCACAUGGAGGGGGAUAACUCUCAGGCAUAUGGUCUCUUGUUCCUGGGCAUCCUUGCCUUCCUUCCUGGUUUUUAUGAGACUCGAGUUGCUUACUAUUCCUCGAGAGGAGCACCAGGGUAUACCUUUGCAUCUAUUCCAGAUUAUUAACCUUCCAUUGUUUUCAUUUGUCUCACCAAGGGACAGUGGCGAUAGAACAUGGGCAAAAACUUCAGGAUGCAGGAAUCAAAAUGAGCUCUUUAUUUUAUUACCACUAAAAUGUUAACAUCUAAAUGAAGUCAGCUGCUGACUUCUGUGUUCACCCGAUGGCAUUGCUCACCAGGUGUCACUUAUCUGUGCUGUACAGACAAAGUAAACUCGUGAUCAUACUCGUCUCUUGCUACAUACUCCAGAUGUAGAUGGCUGUUUGUCACCAGGAGUAGAUGGCUGUUUUAAAGUUGCCGCAUAUUUUUAUUCCACAAUUCCAUUGUAUUUUGUGUUGGUAUCAUUAAGGUUUUUAUUUUGGCUGCAGAAAUAGUAUAACCAUACUUUCAUCUAUAUAUUCAAGCUCUUAUAGCAGCUGAUGGCAAUGUGUAUCAUUUUGUACUGCUUUUCUCUAUGAUGAUAUUUGUAUGGAUAAAUUCCUUCUGUGCUACUGGAAGGAAAUCAA